GUCUCUCAAGUGACAUAGCUGUGGAAACGAUGGCUCGAUUAAGCAAUAUUGCGUUGAUUGUUGCUGUGAAUGUACUUGUACUGAUGUGCAUUCUUGCAGAAGAAGAACGCUAUACUGAUAAAUACGAUAAUGUUGACUAUCGUACUGCUCUCAAUAAUAAGACUGUGCGAGACUCAUAUUACGAUUGUUUCAUGGAAAUAGCACCAUGCCAGACACCAACACAGAUAGCUCUAACAAGCAUAUUCAGCGAAGCUCAUCAAACUAAAUGCAAGAAGUGUACUGAAAAACAAAAAGAAAUAUUCUCCGCAGUUAGUGACUGGUACAUAAAGAAUAACCCCGAUAAAUGGCAAUUAAUAGUUGCGAAGACUGUAGAAGAUAUGAAGAAGAAAGCUUAAUAAUAUAUAUCGCCGGCAACAUAGAUGGAUAAUGGAUCUCCCGAUACAUUCAAUGUCCAAA
Messenger RNA from Mycetomoellerius zeteki, 456 nucleotides. RefSeq names its product ejaculatory bulb-specific protein 3. The record is from RefSeq and is a predicted model, not a curated record. NCBI's taxonomy places the organism in Eukaryota, Metazoa, Arthropoda, Insecta, Hymenoptera, Formicidae. The transcript is spliced from 2 exons. Bases 30 to 395 code for a protein of 121 amino acids.